AUGGAAAAGUUGGAGCUAAGUGGACUGUACCUAAAAAAUGGUACUGGAAAAGUAUAUCAAGGCCCUGCAAAAGGCUCUGCUGAUGUAACAAUCACACAUUCAGAUGAUGAUUUCAUUGUAGUCCUGGGCAAGCUUGACCCUCAAAAGGCAUUCUUCAGUGGCAAACUGAAGGCCAGAGGGAACAUCAUGCUGAGCAUGAAGCUUCAGACAAUUUUUAAAAAUUAUGCCAAGCUCUGA
Pipistrellus nathusii (Nathusius's pipistrelle) is the source of this 237-nucleotide messenger RNA. The record is from the annotation of a GenBank genome assembly. NCBI's taxonomy places the organism in Eukaryota, Metazoa, Chordata, Mammalia, Chiroptera, Vespertilionidae.